Molecule: messenger RNA, 2621 nt
Organism: Rhizophagus irregularis DAOM 181602=DAOM 197198
Lineage: Eukaryota; Fungi; Glomeromycota; Glomeromycetes; Glomerales; Glomeraceae
Source: RefSeq, a predicted model, not a curated record
UUUUUUUUUAAAAAAAAAAUUCAGGAUAAAGUGCAUCUUAUAUUUUCUUUGGUCGGAAAAUUUAAAUGGGUAAAACCAAGAAAAAAUCCGCACGAGCUUUUAAUAAAAAAAAUGAUGCCUUUAAAUCGAAUUCUGAAAAGAAAUUUUUGUCAACGAAUAACGACAUUGUGAAAAUAGCGAAUAUGAAGAAGAAAUGGAAAUAUCGGAAGAAGAAGCAAUUGAAACUUCUAGUCACUCUAAAUCGAAAUCUAAAUUGAAUAUUGAACCAAAUCGAUUUUGGUAUAAUAUUAAAAUCCAACCUCCUUCGGAUUCGAAAAAAAGAAAACUAACUGACAAAGACAUUUCCGAUUUAUAUAAUAAUGCAUUGCGUCUUUUGAAUAAAGAAAACGAUGUAUAUGAAGCUAUUCGCUCACGUCGUAAUGCAUCGGAUCGUGCUUUUUAUACAACUAUGUUAAAGUCUGGAACUUUGAAAGAUAGAUUAUCGACUCUUUCGGUCCUUGUAGAGGAAUCUCCUGUACAUGCAAUAAAAGCGCUAGAUACGUUAUUUAAAAUGGCUUGUAAAGAAAAUAGAAAUGAAGCUAUUCAAACUGUUGAAGGGUUAAAAAAUUUAAUGGUUGAACUACUAUUACCUCCUGACCGGAAAUUAAAAUUUUUCCGGGACCAACCUAUAGACAAGACAAACAUAUCGAGUAAGGAUUUAAUAUUAUGGAGUUUUGAAGAUUAUUUGAAACGAAAAUAUUUCGAAUUAAUUCGCGUGAUCGAAAUAUUAUCACAUGAUGUUGUAAUAUACGUAAAGCUUCAAAUUUUAGGAAUAAUUUUUACUCUAUUUAUGGAGAAACCUGAACAAGAAUCUAAUUUGCUGAAAUUAUUGGUGAAUAGACUAGGAGAUAAUGAAAGGAAAGUGGCGUCGAAAGCUUCUUAUCUUAUCGAUCAAAUAUUUCCAAAGCAUCCUCACAUGAAAAAGAUUGUUAUCCAAGAGAUAGAACAAUUAAUUUUGCUUCCCACGGCCAAUCGUCAUGCUCAAUACUACGGAAUAAUCGCAUUGAGUCGCAUCAUCCUAGCAAAACGUGAUACCGAAGUGGCUAAUAAAUUAAUAGAUAUCUAUUUUGUCCUUUUUGCAAAGUUGUUGGAAAAAAAGGAUAAAGAAAUCAAAAAGAGUAAAAUUUCUUAUUCUAAAACUAAAAACAAGGAUAAUAACGUAACGGAAUUUGAAGAUGCGGUUGAUUCCAAAAUGAUUGCAGCUCUCUUAACAGGCAUUAAUAGAGCUUAUAAUUUUGCUCAGAUCAAUAAUACAGUUUACGAAAAAUAUUUAGAUGUAUUAUAUCGAAUAACAUAUGUUGGAACAUUUAAUAUCAGCAUACAAGCACUUAUGCUUAUAUACCGAGUAUCGUCAGAGAAAGAAUCAUUUUCUGAUCGUUUCUAUCGGGCUCUAUAUCAUUCCUUGUUAGAUCCCCGUUUAAUAAAAAGCUCGAAACACGCAUUGUAUUUGAAUCUUCUGUAUAAAGCUUUGAAAUCUGACCCCAUACUUACAAGAACCAAAGCUUUUCUAAAACGAUUGGUACAAAUUUGUGGACAUCAUGAACCACAUUUCAUCUGCGGUGUUUUAUAUCUAUUAGCUGAGCUAAUCAUUGCACGGCCGAGUCUUCGUCCUUUCGUUGUUCGACCUGAAAAUCACGAAGAGGAAAAUACUGACGAUAAGUUGAGCGAAAAGAAUCAUGAUUCAAGUUCAAAAAAUGAAUCCGCGGAGAGUGAAAAGAAUAAAAAAUAUGAUCCACGAAAACGAGAUCCUCAGUAUAGUAACGCCGAUAAAUCGAGACUUUGGGAAUUGACUACUUUUACCAACCAUUUUCAUCCUACAGUUGCUUUAUAUGCAACACAAAUAGUUAAUGAACAACCUAUCAGUGGUCAACCGGAACUUCAUCUCCAUACAACAACACAUUUCUUGGAUAAAUUUGUAUUCCGUAAUCCAAAGAAGCAUGACAAAAUUAAAGGUAGUAAUCCUUUACUUCAACCUACGAAAACUUCAGAGCCAGGAAAAGUUGUAAUCAAAAAAGGUACCGGAAUUUCCAAGGAUGAGUUGAACGUAAAUUCCAAAGAAUUUUGGUCAAUGGAAUUAAAAGAUGUGCCAGUAGAUCAGAUUUUCUUCCACAAAUAUUUUACACAAAAGCAUACUGGUAAAGAUAUACAAAAGGUUAAGAAAAAGAAACAAGAUACCGAAGACGAUUUUCCUUUUGUUGAACUUGGCGAAGUAAGCGAUGACGAAAAUGAAAUUUGGAAGGCCAUGAAAUCCGAAUUGCCAUUUGAUUUAGAUUCGGAUCUUGAGAAUGAAGAGGAUGAUGAUGAUGAUAUUGACGAUUUCAUGGAGAACUAUGAAUUCUCAUCUGAAGAUGAUGAUGUGAUGGAUAUAUGACGACAAGAAUUUAUAAAAGGUUUUGAUUUGAUGUUGGUUUGGUAAAAGCUUUUAAAAAUGCAAUUGAUUUAAAAAGUAAUAAACUUUUAUUUAAAUGUAAAAUUUAUUCUAUUUUACAAAUUCUAAACAAAGUAUACAUCAAUCAUUAAUAAACUACAAAACAUUGUAAAAGUAUUAAAGUUUUCCUUUAAAUAACAAAUUAAUCUCUACA